Messenger RNA from Colletotrichum truncatum, 2214 nucleotides. Lineage: Eukaryota; Fungi; Ascomycota; Sordariomycetes; Glomerellales; Glomerellaceae. The record is from RefSeq and is a predicted model, not a curated record.
AUGCCUUGCGAUAGCUACGGGCUCUCGAUAUGCUCUUUCGUCAUAGCAAACCGUUACCUCCUUCUGUUCACGACAGUGAGGAAACUGCGCAAAAACCAACAACUCAGAAUGGCGGAAUCAACUUAUAUCAAACAGGAGCCGUAUAUUAAGCCUGAUCCAGAUGCUGUUUCGGCUUCUCCACUGGACGACGACGACCUGUACGAAGAUGCCGGCGAUCUUGAAUUCUUCGAUCCGCAAAGCGACCAGGGAUCAUUUGGUCAGGCUUAUUUAGCGCGUGUUCCCAAGGAUCUAUGGGAUGCAUGGGACAGUCUUCCUGACGAUGCCGAGAUUGAGGUUGGCACGAUGCGACAAUGGGAUGUCGUACGCCCUGAUGGUAGUGUCGAGCACCGCUUCAAAAUGCUCCUUAACUCAGACCGGGCGGAACAUCAACUCAUGCCGAAAGAGUAUGAUUUGGAGAUGGGCAAAGAGCUUGCGCGUAGUACAUUUGUCUUCACUGAGGAGGAUCUGCCCGGCUUCAAGGCCAAGUCCAAGGCUCGAAACGAUGCUGCCAAUGCGGGCAUUCCCGCACGACUCUUAAGACCAAAAGCAGACAAAGUGGAGAAGAAGCCUUUCGAAAAGCGCGGUCGAUGGCAACCGUACUACCGGAAGGCGAUACCAAAGAAAACCAAGAUUGCGGCCAGAAUUCAGUAUGAACUAGCGUGCAAGCCUGUAGAUAACGCAGAGAGUCAGGCCAUCCUGCAGCGGAAGCAAGUGGAGGCCCAGAGACCGAAACACACCCUCCACAUUUUGGAACAACGGGCAGCGAACAACAUUAUUCAUCAUGGUUCUGCCGCAGCUGUUGAGAAGUUCGGUUCUUUCAUUAAAACCACAGCGCCCACGAAGGCUACGAAGCCCAAGAAAGCAGAGAACCGAGCCGCUCGUAUGUCGGAGGAGCAACUUCUGGACGGUCUCAUGGAGGCUUUCAGAAAAUACGAGUACUGGAAGAUGUCUAUUCUCAAGGCUAGAUUCGAUCAGCCGGAAGCCUUUUUGAGACAGACCUUGGAGAAGAUAGCGGUGAUGAAUCGAUCUGGCAUCCACGCCAACGAAUGGUCGUUACAGGAGCAUAUGAAGAGCAUGGCUGCCGGCGCAACAAGUGAAACGGCCCCAGAAGAGGCAGCGGCUGAUGAUGACGACGACGAGAUGGUCAUGGAGGAUGUUGUGCCAGUGGAGAAACAAAUUAUUGUUGACUUGCGGAUAAUCUUUGCCAGUACAUCUAUCAUGUUGAGAUUGAUGAUUCGCCAUAACAAUCUGAAAACUCAACGCGCGUUUGCCUUCCGCACCACCCAUCAAGCUGAUUCUCUGGCAUUCAUGUCCAAAAGAGCGCUCAAUAUUGUCCUGGACUUUGAUGGUACCAUUACCACAAAGGACACAAUCGGAACCCUUGCAGACAUUGGCCUUCAAAUCCAACUACAGCGCGGUUUUGACUUAUCGGCGGCAUGGCAGCAGAUACUCGAGGAUUAUACCCAGGACCACGCUGACCACAUUUCAACCUAUAAGCCACCAGCGGAUCGUAGGCUUACUCUCUCUGAGGAGCUCGCAUACUUGCGCGGUCUUAGAGAAGUCGAGCUGCGUUCUGUGCAUCGUGUUGAGAAGUCCGGUAUCUUCCAGGGCAUCAGUAGGGCGGACCUUGUCAAGGCCGGAGAUCUCGUUCGACAACAAGGCAAGGUGAAACUUAGAGAUGGUUUUACGGAGUUUGUGAAUGUCGCCAAGCAGAAGGGGUGGUCGGUCUCAGUGGUGUCUAUCAACUGGUCGAGAUCAUUCAUAAAAGGUGUUUUGUCCGCUCAUGGCUUUGACAUUGUUGCCAACGAAAUUGAGUUGGAUGGAUCAAUCUCUGGACCAGAUGUUCUCGGUCCACCUACGCGGGACACGAUUUUGACGACUUGCGAAGACAAAUUACGGGCUCUACGAGCUCUGGCAGAUCGCCAGGGAGUCAAUGGUGCUCAGAAUCUGGUGUACUUUGGCGACUCCACGUCUGAUCUGGAGUGUUUGUUAGAGGCGCGCGGGGUUGUCGUUGCUUCUAGUCCAGAGUCCAGUCUGAUGAAGACUAUAUUGAGGGUAGGGUACGAGGUACCUCGAGCUCAAUACUCUGAUGGGCUGGGUGAUCUUAUAUGGGCUUCAACCUUUGGUGAGGUUUUACAAUGCGGGUUCCUUUCUGGCCCAGAGUGUAAUGAAUGA